AUGUUCGCAAAGUGUCGCAGCAUUUCGGACGCAAAGAACGUUUUCGACCGCAUGGAAACGAAGAAUCGUGUCACUUGGAACGCUAUGCUGGCGGCCUACGUUCAAACCGGGGGUAACCAAGCUGCUCUCGAGCUCUUCAAAGUCAUGGAUAGAGAACCGGACGUGUUUACCUUCUCGACACUUUUCUCUGCUUGCUCAAACUUGCGCUCGCUGGAUGCCGGCAGAGCUAUCCACAAACGACUUGGUAAGUCGCUGGUUUCGGAUUUGAUUCUACAGAACGCCCUGCUAAACAUGUAUUCCAAAUGUGGCAGCUUGGCCGACGUACGAAAAGUUUUCGAGAGCAUGGACAGACGAGACAUUGUUUCGUGGAACGCAGUUAUCGGUGCACACGUUCUUCACGAACAGUUCAGGGAGGCUCUCAGCUUGUUCAAGAGCAUGAAGAUGAAGCCGGACGCCAUCACAUUUGCUAUCGCUCUCACGGCCUGUGCGAGUUUAGAAGCACUUGAAGAAGGCAGGGAAAUUCACAGGAAGACGGUGGAAGCUGGACUGGAAUCGGUUACCAUGGUGCGCAAUGCACUCGUAACCAUGUACGCAAGAUGUGGAAGCCUCGAGGAUGCACAGGGAGCUUUUACGGGCACGGUAUACAGGGACGUGGUCUCCUGGAGCGCCUUGAUAGCAGCACACGCUCAGCAUGGACAAGACUUGGAGGCCAUCAAAGUCUAUCGCCGGAUGAACUUGGAGGGGAUUGAGGCAGACGUCUUCACGUUUGCCAGCAUUUUGAGCGCGGUUUCCUCUCCGGGUCUUCUACCGGAAGGAAGAACUGUCCACAGGCAGAUUAUCUCUCGGGGACUCGAAAGCGAUACAGUCGUGGGGACUGCGCUCGUCAACAUGUACGCCAGGUGUGGAGACGUGGUUACUGCCAGGACGAACUUUGACAACCUCUGCUCGAAGAACAUCGUGUCCUGGAACGCGAUGAUAGCGGGCUACGUCCAAGCCGGAUCCAGCCAGGAAGCCUUGCUGCUCUACGAGAAGAUGCAGCAGGACGAGGCCAAACCGAAAGCAGACGGACUCACCUUCGCCAGUGUCCUGGCUGCGUGUUCCAACCUCGGAGAGAUUUCAAGGGGACGAAAACUCCACGACGACGUCGCUGCCAGUGACUUUGCCGAGGAUCUGAUCGUCCAGAACGCUCUCGUCGACAUGUAUGGGAAGUGCGGCAACUUGGUGGAAUCCAGGAACGUCUUCGAAGGGAUCAAGAGCAGGAGUGUGAUCUCCUGGACGUCGAUGGUCACGGCGUACGCUCGGCACGGCCAUGGAGCCGAGGCAGUGGAGCUGUGGUGA
Messenger RNA from Selaginella moellendorffii, 1338 nucleotides. Its product is annotated as pentatricopeptide repeat-containing protein At1g11290, chloroplastic-like. Gene Ontology annotation, biological process: RNA modification. Gene Ontology annotation, molecular function: protein binding; RNA binding. Bases 1 to 1338 code for a protein of 445 amino acids. The transcript is spliced from 2 exons. NCBI's taxonomy places the organism in Eukaryota, Viridiplantae, Streptophyta, Lycopodiopsida, Selaginellales, Selaginellaceae. The record is from RefSeq and is a predicted model, not a curated record.